GGCAUAUCAGCAUAUGUGCAUAUCCUCAUAUGUUUAUAAUUUUUAUUUUAUUUGUCACAAGCAGAUGUUAUUGCGGGUGUAGCGAAAUGCUUGUGUUUCUAGCUCCAACAUUGCAGUAAUAGCUAGCAAUACACACAACCUAAAAGUAAAAUAAUGUAUUUAAGGAAUAUAUAAAUAUUCUAUGCGUUAAAUCACAGUGUCGGAAUUGUUGUUUACACAAUUUAAAAAAAUAUACACUUACUGUAGCAGUUUUGCACAGGUCCAUAAACUGUGCCUCUAGUUGACUUACACACAGGUGUUUGGAGUAUGCUAGAUAGCUAAUUGGCACAGGUAACGGCCUAUCUCUGUCUGUCUUCUGGGACACAAUAAAAAAAAAAUAAGCAAAGCCAAGCAUCAUACAGUUCACCCUUUCCCCUCUGUGUCUCACUCACUCAAUUGCGUUCCUACCGCUCCCUCUACACCCACGUGCUACUGAAAUAAAUGCCUAUAAAACGCAUCUAACUGAUAUGAUACACAAGCCACAUUCCUUGCCAAAUGAUGACAGUUUAAUCAAAAAAUUCUAAAUGGACUGGUUGAUAGUAGGGAAAAUGUGUUCCAACAAUGAGCUGCAGUUUUCAAAUAAUUGCAUAAUUUUGUGGUUGUCACUUCUUACCACACCCACAAAGUAAAAAUGGUCUAAAUUGUAAAAAUGCAUGGAAAAAAACAUUUGCUUUUUGGUAUUAAUUUAAGGAGGGGCAAAAGUUUAAUAGUGUGGUUAAGGUUAGGGGUUAGGUUUUAAAAUCAGAAUUUAAAAAAAAAUCAAAUUUGUAGAAACAGGAGGUUUUGUGGCUGUGGUAACUAACGUCAGUAACGACCCUACUUUGCGAACUCUGUGUUACAUAGACCACCAGUUCUACAGGCAUGCUGAACACGCCAAUGGACCGACACAUCGACUGACAAUGGACUGACCGGCCCUCUCCACCAGUCCCCUGCCCCUCUCAGUGUUUGUGCCUGCUGGUUCCCGGUUGGUAGUUCCUCGGGCACCGGUUGUCAUGAUGUCCAACAGUCGGGCUGGAAGACAUUCCCUGUGGUGGUUUCUCUCGCCGUUCCGGAGCAGGCAGGAGCGUGUGGUGCUGGCACGCAGCGAGAGCAUGCCAGGGGAACACGUGCUGAAGAUCACCAUCACAGAGACCACUGUGAUCGAGGCAGACUCGGGGGUGUGGAACUCUAAGUCGCUGGUCUACCUGGGUCUGUGGUACUUCUUCAGCUUCUGCACACUGUUCCUCAACAAGUACAUCCUGUCUCUGCUGGAGGGGGAGCCCAGCAUGCUGGGCGCUGUUCAAAUGGUCUCCACCACCAUCAUAGGCUUUCUGAAGAUGUAUGUGCCUUGCUGCCUAUACCAGCACAAGUCCAGGACUGAGUACCCCCCCAACUUCCUCAUGAUCAUGCUGUUUGUGGGGCUCAUGAGGUUCACUAGUGUGGUGCUGGGACUGGUGAGCCUGAAGAAUGUGGCGGUCUCCUUUGCUGAGACGGUGAAGAGCUCCGCGCCCAUCUUCACUGUCAUCAUGUCUAGGCUGAUCCUAGGGGAAUACACAGGGAUGUGGGUGAACCUGUCCCUUUUUCCUGUCAUGGCUGGCCUGGCCCUCUGCACUGCAACAGAGAUCAGUUUUAAUAUGCUGGGCUUUUCUGCAGCCCUCUCCACCAACAUCAUGGACUGUUUACAGAAUGUUUUUUCAAAGAAGCUACUAAGUGGAGACACAUACAAAUUCAGCCCUCCAGAACUGCAGUUCUACACCAGUGCAGCUGCAGUCAUUAUGCUAAUACCUGCCUGGGUCUUCCUCAUGGACAUUCCAGUGAUUGGGAAAAGUGAGCGUUCGUUCAGCUGGAGUCAAGACAUCGUUCUGCUGCUGCUGUUUGAUGGGGUCCUGUUCCACCUGCAGAGUGUCACCGCCUACGCCCUCAUGGGACGCAUCUCUCCCGUCACCUUUAGUGUUGCCAGCACAGUGAAGCACGCCAUGUCUAUCUGGCUGAGUAUCAUUGUGUUCAGUAACCACAUCACGGUGCUCAGCGCCGCCGGCACGGCCCUGGUUUUUGUUGGUGUGCUGCUGUACAACAAGGCCAAGCAGUUUCAGAGAGACACGUUACAGGCCCUGGCCCAGGCUCAGGACCAACACAACAAACCACUUCUGCAGGACCACGAGCUCAAAGCAUUGGACCGAUACACUCCCCAGGAGACCAAAGGGGGAGAGACCAAAGAGGUCUGUUCUUUUUAACUUUGAUCAUGUAGAACCUGAUAUGCAGACUUGCACCAGCAUUACAACAAAUCGGAGAAGUCAACGGUCAUCAUAGCACAGUGAAAGGAUCUGUCACUGGGGUUUCUCUCAGUGGGAAUUGUCCAUUCGAGAGGCUGGUUUCAUUCGGCCUCACCUUGAUUCACUCUGAUGAUACCUUUGUGAACUUGCCUUAGUGUGCUGUCUGAACGCGGACCAGUGUUUGACUCGGUUCUGGUGUGUAUGAACUUCACUUUUACACUGUCAAUUCCUUUUGUUGUUCCAUUCCCUCACCUGAAAUGUUUCAUUAUUUCAUAUGGUUUUGAAACACGAGCAAACUCAGGAUUUCUCUCAAUGUUCAUUGGGUGGAAGCGGUUCAAUGCAAGUCUAUUUUUUCUGCGUACUUGCCUUUAUGAUAAUUUUUGUAAUGUUUUAUUGAGUCUUACAUUUUUCGGUUAUGGACACACGUUGUCGUUGACUAAACAGCUUUAUUCUCCUGAUCAUUGGCGAAGGUCCAUCAACAUGUAGAACAGUCAAGACAUUCAUCAUUCAUUCUAAUAGGGCUUUAGCUCAGCUGUAUACCAAUUGGUCACAAGUGUAAAGCAAAUAUUUGCGGCAUUAGCCUGACCACAAAGGUGUCUUACCUUCGGGGGAGAUGAGGUAGAGAGGGUAACCCUUUAUUUGAUUUCCCAAAGCUCACCGUUGACACUGAACUUCUCACAACAAUUUAAUUUGAAAUAUUUGAAAACCUUGAGUGCAGUCUGCAGAGGUCGUAUCCUUAUCUGCAGUUCUUACAAAUUCACCUAGCAACCAUUUUUAAUUUUGCAAAGCUUUCUUUAGGUUACUAUUGUGUUGGUUCUUCAUUUUCUUGUUGUUCUUGAACAGAACCUGAAAGUUUCGUCAUAGCUAGGUGUUGAGAGAUUGAUUUGGGCUUAUGUGGCAUUGUGUAGCUUUCCACACCCCUGUCUUACUUUCUGUGCCACACUGAACCUUGUUAUUUGCUAAGAGUCAGUUGAAUAAGGGAGACUUGAUGUACUUUAUUUUAAGUGCUAAGCAUACUGUUAAUGAAACUGUUAUUUGUCUUGAGUACAUUCCUUUGUUUUUGCAUUCUUGUUCAACAAUGAAUGUAUUUUUAGUAGUUCUGGUUAUGAAACACCCCAAGGUCUCUCAACCAACCUCUUCAGGAUCUGCCCCUAAAGCAAGGAUAUGCAUAUUCUUGAUACCAUUUGAAAAUAAACACUUUGAAGUUUGUGGAAAUGUAAAAGGAAUGCAGGAGAAUAUAACACAUUAGAUCUGGAAAAAGGUAUUACAAAGAAAAAGAAAAUAUAUAUAUUUUUUGUACCAUCUUUGAAAUGCAAGAGAAAGGCCAUUAUUAUUCAUGCACUUUUGAUUUUGUCCACUAGAUGGCAGCAGUGCACGUGCAAAGAUUUAGACUCAUCCACAGAAUCAUUGCAUUUCUGUUCAAAAUGUUAUAUCAAAACUGCCCAAAUGUGCCUAAUUUGUUUGUUAAUAACUUUUCAAGUUCAAAACUGUGCAGUCUCCUCAAACAAUAGCAUGGUAUUAUUUCACUGU
Messenger RNA from Oncorhynchus tshawytscha (Chinook salmon), 3821 nucleotides. RefSeq names its product solute carrier family 35 member E2A. Gene Ontology annotation, molecular function: antiporter activity. The coding region runs from base 1032 to 2252 and encodes 406 amino acids. The record is from RefSeq and is a predicted model, not a curated record. Gene Ontology annotation, cellular component: Golgi apparatus. The transcript is spliced from 9 exons. NCBI's taxonomy places the organism in Eukaryota, Metazoa, Chordata, Actinopteri, Salmoniformes, Salmonidae.